CUCGAACAGGCGCAAGUAGAUCGUGGUGGAGUAUCCACGUCCACGCACAGACGGGCUUUUCAAAAUUGUCGAGUAUACUCUUCAGUUUCAGUCGGUUCGGCGUUUCGCAAUCGCGAUGAACGUAUCCGUUUUUUCGUUUCAUAAUCGUUAAUGUAGCGAGAACGCCGCGGACGUGUGCACGUCGCUUAUCGGCGUGAAAUAAUCGACUUGAUUUUAUUUUGUUAUUGGCGUUCGCGAUUUCCUCUUUCGGUGGGGACACCGAAUGGUUUUUGCGUCGCGACUCGCGUUUCGAAAAAUUUUUAUCGCACGUUCCACCUGCGCUCGUUGUUCGGUGAUUCCAGCGCAGCGGACUGGAUGAGCAGUGUUUUCCUGUUGUCCGAUUGAGCCGGUUAUUAUUUGAUUUCCAGUCGGGAAUUCGACGUGUAGAUUUUUAAUUUUUAUUUACGAAUGUUUUUGUUGUUUUUCGGGUUCGCUUAAGUAGCCUUGGCGUCGUCUGUAUACUGCGGCAGGUAAAAUAUUUACCUGAUGGAUGAGCGGUGUUUAGGUGAGGUGGGAAUUGAGGAUUUACCGAAAGACGAACUCGACCCCAAAACGAAUUACAACCGCAUCAGGACGAAAUUAGAAAACAAUGAAUUAGUAAACUUUAAGAAGGUUGAUAAAACAUCGACGAUGAUACCGGAAAAUUUGGACGAUUCGGAUAAUCCGAAAGCUCCCUUAUUCGACGAAGACGGUCUGAUAAUCCCCAGGAAGCUGCCCAAUCCUGUUAAAGAGAACGCCGAUAGGCAAAACUUGCACAGGGAGCUGUUGUUUAAUCAAAAAAUAGGUAAAAAUGUGUUGAACCAGAAAACGGAGCUGCAGCGGGCCCUCGAGAAACAGAAAGAGAAUCUGGCGAAAAAGCAACUGGAAGAGCACAUCUCGGCGCAAACUCCGGAACUGGAAAAAGUGAUCGCCGACAGAGCGAAACGCCUCCAGAGUUCGCACGAAGAUAAGAACGAAGACGAUAAAGUCAUCAAUAAAGAACUGCUGCAAAUUCGAAUGAACUUGAAAACUCGAACGGACGCUAACAAAUAGCCCGACUUCCGAUGCAUUUAAUUAUUUCCGAAUUAUCAAGAGCUGGUAGAUUUUAGUUUUUAGUUCGAGCAUUAACAAAAUGUGCGUAACGCCAUAGAGGAAUGCCUAGAGUAUCGUUAAUUUAUUUUUUAUAAUCUUCCGAAGUAAGUUUGUGGGCAAGUAACGACGGCAAUCAAGUACAAUUAUACAAGAGAUUAAUCGAAGAGCAAACUUAUUUUAAUAAUAAUAAAAUUAAUAACGAGCUAAAAUCAAUUUAUAGAACGUUUAAAAUGCGUAUUAGAUCUAUUUUUGAUAGUUGUAAUAUUUUUAAAAUAUCACCAGAUGUAAUUUGCGAGCAUUUACCACUUUGUAUGUAUCUUAUCUUAUAAACGAGUUACUGCUUUCUAACAAAAUUUUUAUCUAUCAAUGAAGUCUUCUAUACGUUCCUCCAAUAAAAUAUCCUGCGUGAUAUGGCAACAGUGGAUUUAAAUUUUGGGUAGAUAGGAGUUGUUACUAAUGCUUCCGCAGUGGAGAGAUAAAAUUCACAUAGGCCUAAUUGUGCGUAAAAAAAUUAAAUCACUUGAUGUGCCAAAAUUUUAUCGAGAAAUUUCUAUCAAUAUUUUGGGAAUUAUACACUACGUGAUUUAAACGAAUACUUUAUUCUCUGAUAGAAUAGGUAUUAGAAGAGGUAGAUAUUUUAGUUUUCAUUACAAAAGUCUAAAAGAUAAACGGCACGCAGUCAUUUGUUGUAAUUCUGUGACUUAUAUUUUAGAAUUUCAUCAAACAAGGGUAUUUUUUUUUAUUUAGUAAGGUAUAAUAACGUAUCUGUGAAACUUUAGUUUUAGGUAUAACUCAAAUUCGUUUCUAUUAAGAUAUAAACAAGCAAAUGUAUCUUAAUUUAAGUGAAACAAUUAUGUGUACGUGUAAAAAAUAAAGUUUAUUUUGCAAACGAA
Messenger RNA from Phyllotreta striolata, 2003 nucleotides. NCBI's taxonomy places the organism in Eukaryota, Metazoa, Arthropoda, Insecta, Coleoptera, Chrysomelidae. The record is from the annotation of a GenBank genome assembly.